Molecule: messenger RNA, 312 nt
Organism: Miscanthus lutarioriparius
Lineage: Eukaryota; Viridiplantae; Streptophyta; Magnoliopsida; Poales; Poaceae
Source: the annotation of a GenBank genome assembly
AUGAAUCGCUCAAUCGGGAAGGGGAGGAAAAGAAACAGUGGAUGUGGAUCUGUACCUCUUGGCAAGGCGCAGGGAUGGGAGGAUGGGAUCCUUCUUCUCCAAGUCAAGGGCCUGGAGCAGAGUGGAGCAUCAUGGACACCGGAGGGAACGCCGGAGCAGAGCACCAGGGGCAACAGAAUGGGGAUCCUCAUCGCCGCUAGCCGUAUGCUUACUGUCAUCCAUGGCCUCUCCUUCGCAUUCUUCACUGCAGGGAGCGGCUCCACAGAGAUCUCAGUGCUCCCCUCCUCAUCAGCAGCGGAGGGCAAGCAGUGA